This is a messenger RNA of Schistocerca piceifrons (Central American locust), 942 nucleotides long. Its product is annotated as fork head domain-containing protein FD4-like. Lineage: Eukaryota; Metazoa; Arthropoda; Insecta; Orthoptera; Acrididae. The record is from RefSeq and is a predicted model, not a curated record. Gene Ontology annotation, molecular function: RNA polymerase II cis-regulatory region sequence-specific DNA binding; DNA-binding transcription factor activity, RNA polymerase II-specific. The coding region runs from base 52 to 942 and encodes 296 amino acids. The transcript has a single exon. Gene Ontology annotation, biological process: anatomical structure morphogenesis; cell differentiation; regulation of transcription by RNA polymerase II.
GCAUGCGAGCGAUGUUGCUGGAGCACUGCGAGCGGUCCGCGUAGAGAGGAGAUGCCGCGCCCCAGCCGGGAGUCGUACGGCGACCAGAAGCCGCCCUACUCGUACAUCUCGCUGACGGCGAUGGCCAUCUGGAGCUCGCCCGAGAAGAUGCUGCCGCUGGCGGACAUCUACCGCUUUAUCACCGACAACUUCCCGUACUACCGGCGCAAUACGCAGCGCUGGCAGAACUCGCUGCGGCACAACCUCUCCUUCAACGACUGCUUCGUCAAAGUGCCGCGCCGGCCCGACAGGCCGGGCAAGGGCGCCUACUGGACGCUGCACCCGGACGCGCUGGGCAUGUUCGAGAACGGCUCGCUGCUGAGGCGCCGCAAGCGGUUCAAGCUGCUCAAGACGGACAAGGACCGCCUGGAGAACGAGCUGGCCGCGCUCGCCAACAUCAACAGGUUCAUGUUCGCUCCGCCCCCGCCGCCGCCGCCCCCGGCGCUGCCGCCGCCUCCGCCGCCCCCGACAGUGCCGGAGAUCACCUCCGUGGUGCCGAGCCAACCGGCGCCGCGGCCGAAACGCGACUUCACCAUCGAGAGCCUCAUCUCGCCGGACAAGCCCUCGGAGACGGCUCCGUCGACGGCGGCUGUGGUCGUGCCGCCCCCGGCCGGCGCCCCGGUGACCGCCCCCGCGCCGCGGCUGCAGCCGCUGGUGUACACGCCGGCGCCGUGCUACCUUCACCACCACCAUCACCACCACUCGGCGCCGCCCCCGCCGGCCCCGACGUCGGCGAGCGCCGCCGCCGCAGCCGCCGCCGCAGCGGCCGCCGCCUACCUGCACCACCCGUGGCUGAUGGCCGGGCCGCCGGCCGCCGCCGUUCCCGGCUUCUACCCCGAGGUGCCCGGCGUUUCGCACGCCGGACCCAUCUUCAGGUUCAGCCCGACGCUGCGGUCGGUCUGA